AUGACUCAGGCGGGGUCUGAGAGCGGAUGGGUCUUGGCAGCAGCGCCCGCUGUUGUGGCCUUAGAGCUUCUGACGGAACAAAGACGACAAAAAGUUGAAGAAUAUCUAUCAAGAAAAAAGACCUUUUCUGGCGUGCCCAUUCAAGAAAACCAGGCAUCCAUCAGUAGCAGAACUAGGAGAGCAACUAGCAAUAAACUACGAGACAAAAUACAGCUUUCAUCACCUCCAAAGCCAGGAAUGGAAAAUAAAGAGAAUGCUAAUAAACUGUCAUGGGAUCAGUCAAGUGGAACCUCAGAAAAAAAUGUUAAUUUAAAGUCUUCCACAAUCACACUGACAAAUUCCAUAACAGGCACCAACUAUAAUCCUGAGGAUCAUGCUUCCAAGGAUGAAGUAUCUGAAAUAAAAUCUCAGCAUGUGUCACUUAGUAAGUCCUUCUUGCAAAUAAAAAGCAUAAAAGAGAAGCAAUUGAUUGCAGAAAAACAAAAUUCAACUGUCAGCCUACCAAAGAAACCAGUGCUUGGUACAUAUCGUGGCAAAGUUAUCCAAUCCAAGAUAAACUCAUUCCGAAAAGCACCAAAAAGUGAGGGGGAAAAAAGUUCUUUGCCAGAGAAGAAGCUUCUUCCUCUUGCCACCAAACCAGCAGCAAGAUCUUUGUCCACAAGCACCUGUAGUGUAGUUCAGAAGACCAUCAAAGUCACAAAAUACCCUAAUUCUGUAAAGCCAAAUGGUGUCCUCCCACUCCAGAGCAAACCAUCUGCCAAAGCUGCUAUUAACUCACAGUCCAGUCUGAAAAAACAGCAGCCGACAUCUGUAGUGCCAAAGAAAGCAACGGUCCAAAAAAUGACUGGUGGAAGGGGACCACAGACUUUGAAGGCUGCUUCUAGAAAUUUUGACUGCAGAGCACUAGGAGGGAAGAAAUGUGCAGAUGCUUGUGAAGAUGUGAGACCGGAAGCUCCAGCAAAAGCCAUUUCUGUUCCUGAUAUAAAGUCAGGACAGGAUUUUAAAACUAAUGGCAACAGAAAUUCUGUUCUGCCAAAAGAGUCAGCAGAAGAGAGAAGAGCUCGCCUGGAUUUAUGGAGGACAUCUAGAGGAAAAGUAAUGAGGAGACCUCCUAUAUCUGUGCUUCUGGGACCCCAGUCUAAAAGCAAACAACAAGAAUUCUCUUCUGGUGAUUCUAUAGAGCAUGUAUUACAUAGUGAAAAGGUCAACAAGACUCUCGCAGAAUGUCUGCAGUUAACUGAACAGGGAUGUCAAGGUGAUGAAGUACGUGCCAUGUUGGAAGAUCUGACACAGAGCCUUCCUGGGGCUAAAAAACUUGCGAAAUAUUGGAUCUGCUGCAUGCGUCUCGAACAGAUGGGCCCUCUUGAAAAGCUUAUUGCUGUCUAUGAGGAGGCCAUUUUGGCAGGAGCAAUGCCUAAAGAUGACUUGCGACACACACUAAUAGAUACUAUGAAAAAUACUGAAAGCCUUUUUAAGUCUGAGGAUGUGGGAACUGUGGUAGAAGCUCACUUAAGUGAGGUAGUGGAAAUCAGCGAGGAACCAAAUUUGUCCGUCGAGCAGGUUCAGGAGGCCUUUAGGGAUCUCUGCUGUGAGGAUGGCCAAAAAGCAGAGAAUGAUGAGAAGAAGGCAGAAACUAGCAGCGAAAUGAUAAAAAAAGAAACCGAUUUAGAUUUGAAGCAGAGAGAAGAUACCUUGCCAAAAAAGAAUAAAAAGCACAAGACUAAAGAACAUACAAAAAAGAAAGGAAAACAUAAAACAGAAGAGCAGAUUGAGGAUGGGGUAAAAGAUAUAGCCCAAGUAGUUAAUUCUCCAGAGAAGAAUGACACAUACUGUUUAACAAGAUACAAUCUAGCUACCACAUCAUACUUGGAAAGUGUGAAGAAGCACCAUGAGGCAGAUGACACCAGUGCUAAAGACCUGACAGCUGUAACCCCUUUGCGAUACUCUCAGCGCAUUCGGGAAAAGAUGUGCAAGCUGUCUGAUGCUGUUAAAGAUCAAGAUCCAUGUGUCUCUUCGUCUGAACAGCUGGGAGAACUGGAAUCAAAAGCCGCUGCAUCAAUGGACAAACACAGCAAUGUACUCAAAGAAACAAGGGUUGAAGUAGAAGAGUAGAAAGUAGCAUUAAUGCUACAUGGGGGUUAAAGAUUGCAUCCUUUUUAAGGAAAGUAGGGAGGAUGCUUGUUUUUAGCAACUUUGAGAGAAGAACCAUCUAAAACUUGUGUGGAUGGCUUAAGAUGAAUUUUGACUGCCUGAGUCACUAAACUUUUGAAUUUAUAAGUUUCUGCCUUUAUCAAAAUUGUCGUACAUGUGGUCUGGUUUAGUACUUAUAAACAUCAGUGCCUUCACAUUCAGUAUUUAAUGAAACACAUUUAAUUAAGGACUAGGUUUAACACUUCAUAUAACAGUUUGGUUAUAUUGCUAGUAUCUGUGGCUUUCCUGUUGCAAUUCCUAUAAAUUCUUUAGAAUUGCAUAAUCUAACUUUUAGUUUAAGAAACAAAUUUAGGCAUUCCAAUAGGGCAAUGUCUACUACAGCAACAUUUAGUUUUGAAAACUGAAACCAGCUAGUAAGGUGUACACUAAGUCUAAACUGUUGUGUCCAUUUCUGGGGGGUGUUUCAACAAAAAUGAGUUCAAUCCAUUUAGUUACUGGGAUUAUUCAUGAUCAUUCAUCUCCCUUAAAUGAGGUCUGAUACACUAAUUAUUA
Molecule: messenger RNA, 2703 nt
Organism: Egretta garzetta (little egret)
Lineage: Eukaryota; Metazoa; Chordata; Aves; Pelecaniformes; Ardeidae
Gene: CKAP2
Product: cytoskeleton associated protein 2
Exons: 10
Coding region: 1-2112 (703 amino acids)
Biological process (GO): negative regulation of microtubule depolymerization
Cellular component (GO): microtubule cytoskeleton
Source: RefSeq, a predicted model, not a curated record